Plutella xylostella (diamondback moth) is the source of this 1608-nucleotide messenger RNA. Lineage: Eukaryota; Metazoa; Arthropoda; Insecta; Lepidoptera; Plutellidae. The record is from RefSeq and is a predicted model, not a curated record.
AUGUCACAGAGACUAGAAAAAUGGGAAUCUCGACUCGAACUUCUAGAAAGGAAGGUUGAUGGACUAAAUGAUCUUCAAACUGAGAAUGAAAAGCUGAAAAAGGAUCUCAUUCAAAUGGAGCGGAACUUUGAAGUUCUAGACCAAAGUAGCAGACAAUUUAAUAUAGAAAUCCAAAACAUUCCCGAAAACAAAGGUGAGGACCUAAUUGGCAUGACACGGAACAUCGGCAGCCUUGUUGGAGUGGACGUGCCCCUGGACAGUAUCCGGAGCGCCCACCGCGUGGCGCCGGCCGUGCAGCGCGACGGCGGCGGCGGCGCCCGGCCCAGGAACGUGGUGGUGCAGCUGGCCACGCGCCGCCUGCGGGACGCGCUGCUGGCGGCCGCGCGCGCGCGCCGGGACCUCUCCACGGAGCAACUGGCUCUACCGACACCAGCACGACGGUUCUUUGUCAAUGAACACUUAACCUUUAGAAACAAAGUGCUCUACUCGAAGGCUCGUGCCGAACAAAAGUCUAAAGACUAUAAGCACAAACUCAAUAUGAAGACUAACAAAAAAAGUGCUAAUCUUAAACUGGGAUUAUUAAACGUUUGCUCACUAAAUACUGGUUGUGAUGAACUACAGGUUAUGAUGGAUAGGCAUGCACCAGAUAUUCUGGCUUUAAAUGAAACAUGGACAAAAGAGGGACAGGAAGUGUAUGCUCCAGUAAUACCAGGUUACACACUAAGGAAUACACCUCGGCCGGAUGAUAAAAGAGGCGGUGGUGUCGGCUUCUAUGUGCGACGCGGACUGCGCGUCCGCCACAAGCCGCACCCCCCCUCCGCGCUCGAGCAGAUGUGGCUGGAGCUGACAGUGAGAGGCGCGGGCCGCAUCGCCAUCGGCACCGCGUACCGCCCCGGCUCCGGGCUCUCGCCAAGUGCCGCCAUCGACGCGCUCAGCGAGUCCGUAAGUAUGUUUGGCUAUUGUGACUACAUAUUGAUCUUUUCGGAUUUCAAUGUUGAUUUACUUAAACCUAACGUGGAUGCGGCCCCUGAACUACUAUCAUUUUUCAAGCAACAAAAUCUAUUCCAACUAGUUCAGGAGCCAACAAGAGUUAAAAAUGGAUCAUCCACCCUGUUAGACCUUGUAAUAACUGACAGUCGAGACAUCUGCAAAUCUGUGAGUGUACACCAUAACCAUAUUUUAAGUGACCAUGGUCUGGUAAUGACCGAAUUUAAUAUUAAAAAACCGCCAAUUCCACCAGUUUUUAAAUGGAUACGGGCCAUUAAUAAAAUCGAUAAUGACUUAUUUCUUAAAGAUCUACAUGCUAUGCCAUGGGAGGACGUGAACGAACAGGAUAAUAUAGACGAUAUGGUAAAAGUGUUUAACUAUUUAUUGAAUUUAAUUUUUGAUGAACAUGCACCACUACAGAAAGUCAAAAUUAAAGAAAGCCCUAGUCCCUGGAUUACUGAUAAUAUUAAAUUAAUGAUGUCACUACGCGAUAAAGCGCUUCAUCGAGCAAAUCGUACCCAAAAAGAAUCGCAUUUCGCAUACUACAAGGAUAUGAAAAAUAUGGUCACUAGCAGUGGCGGCUGCACCUUAAGUGCGCCCGUGCAACGCACUACCAUUUAA